This is a messenger RNA of Athene cunicularia (burrowing owl), 2279 nucleotides long. It is a transcript of the gene ECD, whose product is annotated as ecdysoneless cell cycle regulator. The transcript is spliced from 12 exons. Gene Ontology annotation, cellular component: nucleus. The coding region runs from base 1 to 1620 and encodes 539 amino acids. NCBI's taxonomy places the organism in Eukaryota, Metazoa, Chordata, Aves, Strigiformes, Strigidae. The record is from RefSeq and is a predicted model, not a curated record.
AUGCCCAGUGAUUUCUCCUUGGCCAGGAUCGAUGACAACGAUGGGGAGUUUCUCUUGAUAGAAGCGGCUGAUUUUCUCCCAAAGUGGCUGAAUCCUGAGAACAGUGACAACAGGGUGUUCUUUUACAAAGGAGAGCUGCACCUCAUCCCGCUGUCAGAGCCCCACGAGCAGGAAUGUGACCUGUCUGCUCCCACUCCAACGAUCUCGCAGGCAUUAACGCUGUUAUCCACCCGUUCUGAGGAGUUCCUGGCUGCAGAGCCCAUUAGAACAGCAGUGUAUAAGCGCAUCAGUGGGUAUCCUGAGAAAAUUCAGGCCUCGUUUCACCGAGCCCACUGCUACCUUCCGGCAGGCAUAGUGGCAGUGCUGAGGCAGCGCCCUUCCUUGGUGGCUGCAGCAGUCCAGGCCUUUUACCUGCGAGAUCCUGCAGAUUUACGAGCAUGUCGUUCUUUUCAGACUUUCCCUCCAGACGAGCGUGUGAUGACUGUAGUUACUUUCACAAAGUGUUUAUAUGCACAACUGGUGCAGCAGAAGUUUGUUGCGGAUAGACGCAGUGGGUACACGCUGCCCCUCCCAUCUCACCCUCAAUACAAGGCCUAUGAACUGGGCAUGAAACUGGCUCAUGGCUUUGAAAUUUUGUGCUCCAAGUGCAGUAAAGUAUCUCCCAAUUCCAAGAGAAAUGUUUUAAGGGGUCCCUUGUGGGAAAGAUUCCUCAGCAGCCUAAAGGAGAAGAAUUAUUUCAAGGGACAAAUGGAAGGAUCUGCUCAAUACGUGGAACUGUUGCAUAUGGCAGAAGAUUACUUCCAGCAAUCUGUUACCAAGCCAGAAAGCUCUGUUGAAGUGAGCCCAGGUGAUGAAAUCUUGACAUUGCUACAGGCAACAACUAUUGAUUUGAAGGAAUUUGAGAGAGAAGCUGCUAGUCUUCCUCCAGAGGAUGAUGACAGUUGGCUGGAGAUUACACCAGAUGAUCUAGAUCAGAUGCUGAAGGAGGCAAGAAAUGAGUCCCUUCCUUCCGCAAAUGAGGAUGAGCAGAAAUACGACUUGGAAGCAGUUGCUGAAAGUAUGAAGGCUUUUGUAUCCAAAGUCUCAACGCAUGAAGGAGCAGAAAUGCCAUGGUCAUCUGAUGAAUCCCAUGUUACCUUUGAUGUAGAUUCUUUUACAAAAGCAUUAGACAGAAUUUUAGGGGCAGACUCAGAAGAGCUGGAUUCUGAUGAUCUGGAUGAAGAAGAGGAGUUUGAUUUCUUGGAUGAGGAUGAUGAAGACUUAGAUGCUGAAAAUCAAAGGGAAGACCAGAAGGAAUCACCUAACGAGCUUAUAGGCAGUCUCAAGUCAUAUAUGAAUGAGAUGGACCGUGAACUGGCACAUACCAAUGUUGGCAAAAGCUUCACUGCCCAAAAGAAAGGGGCAAGUUCUGUUAAUGCAACUACAUCUCAAAGUGCUGGCCCUGAUUCCGGAGCUGAAGAUACCGAGUUGACACCAGUUGAUGUGGAUAUGAACCUCGUAGCUAACCUGCUUCAAUCCUACAGUGCUCAGUCUGGACUGGCAGGACCUGCCUCUAACAUUUUACAGAGCAUGGGCGUGUGUUUACCUAACAAUGCAGACCAUAUUGGCUCUAAUAAUUGAGCAACAGAAUAAAAGACUGUCUUAAUUCAGAAAACAUGGCUGAUUGAGAAAUGAAGCACAGAAAGACUAAUAGUAUUUGGAGGAAGAGACAAAAGGUUUGAAUUGAAAACAUUUAUGUAUUUGUGUGACUUUAAAAGAUACAAAGUGAAUUUACCUGCAAAAGCUGUCUGUUUGGAUACUCUCUUGGAUAGAAAUCAGAUUUUUCCAGUGCUAACAUGUUUUCAGAAAAGUGAAAAAUCAUAUUGUGGCUUGAAUGAAAAUUUGAUUAUAAAACCUGUCUUCAGUUUUUCAAAUCAGUGGUCCAGUUUGCCAUGAAAUGUGCUUUGAAAUGUCCUUUUACUAGGUGGUUUCAAUAUCUGGAAAGCAGUUCAUGUUCUGAAAAUGCUGCUGCCUUCAGGGGGAGGUAGAGGAAUACCGUAUUACAGGAACAGUGUUCUCCUGGGGAUUUGGGAACACUGGCUAAAUGUUCAGCAGACGCUUAAUUGCUUUUCCAAAAGUACAGUGCUUCAUUGUAAGCACAUCUAAUAAUUACUGUAAGAAUCUGUUCUUUAUUAACCAGGAGGAUUUGAAGAGUAAUUGGAUUGAAUAUGUAAACAUUGGCUAUAAGUAUAUUUUUGAAUUUAUUUAAAUAAAACCUGAAAUACAACUUGAUUAUUGGA